AUGCUGCUGAUUUUGGUGUCCCUGCUCUGCAGUGUUCCUGCAGCCAAGGCCUGUCUGCAGUGUGACCGCAGGAUCAGGCUCCUGCAUGAGGACUUUGUCCUGUCUGCUCCCUCUGUGGGCGACCAGAUUGAAUUGAAAAAGAUUUGUGACUAUGCCUAUGUGACCUACAGACAGACCAGCCAGAAAAGGAAGGGAGUCAUUGAUUCUACCACCCUGUACAGAACCAGAACAGAGUACCAGAGUGAAUUUGACCGCUUCUUGAAAACCCAGCACACUGGACCUGUAACAUUUGAAGCCAUCCAGAUCCUGGAGAAGGGCAGGAAGAUCCUAGAGAAACACUUGGACACAUUCAGCCGCGAUGGAUUGUGCCCUAACAAGUGUGGGCUUUUGAGACGAAGAGUAAUGGAUUGCUUCACUUGCCGCUACAAGAUGUACAUCUGUCCCUCUCCCUCUGGCCAGCAGGACUGCAGUGAGUACCCAGUGCAGGCUGAGGAGGGAGGCCAGGCAGUGUUCAACUGUUUCCGCCCAUGGCAUCGUCUUCUGUUGGGAAGACCAGAGUACUACUACUCCUGGGCCCCUGGUGUGCCAGGAACUAAAAAGCUGAAUGAGAGUGACUUCAAAGCUUUGGCAGUGACAGGCGACUCAUCUGUGGUCUUAAAUCAGCUGCGUGUGGAUGAACAAGGAACAUAUCGCUGCUCUGUGCGGGGCCGAAAUGGAACCAUCUUCUACAGAGUCACUUUCCUACUCACUGUCGCCCCUUUGCCUAACCAAACUCGCCGACCCGUCGUCACUCUGCCUCCUCUACCUCAUGGAGACAACUACUCACCUUUUCAACCCACGUACAGCCUCCUGGUGCCAGUCAUCGCCAUGGUUACUGCACUAAGUCUGGCAGCAAGCGUAGGCCUCACAGUUGUCCUGGGAUUGAUGAUAAAUCAGAGUGUCGCAGAGGAGGCGAGAAGAAGGCGGAAGGAGGGAACAAACACACAAAACGCGGUUCAAUGAAGAUACAGUCUACAGUAAAUGCACUAGAAGGUUUCACUCAGUUCAGGUUGGACAUUUCUCUCUGUGGCUAAAUAAAUUCCCCCAGCAUAAAGUGCCAAGUCAGAUCUGGAAAUGACAAGGAAGUGAGAAAACACUUACGCUACAUGCACAUGUGGCGUAAUGAAUCAGGAAGUCUAUAUAUUGUUUAUCUUAAACACUGAAAAAAACUCGAGAUUCAGUGUUGAAUCAAACACUGAGCUCGCACUCAUGAGACAGAGAGUUUGUGGUAUAAUAAAAACACAGCGUACACACACAAACACACACACACACGAAAAUUCCCCCUGAAACCACUCAACUUUCCGUAACAUUAAGCACAAGCUCGCCAGCACGCAUCAAUGAUCUGACCCCAGCAGGGACAUGUUCCCCCUGAAU
Molecule: messenger RNA, 1413 nt
Organism: Chelmon rostratus (copperband butterflyfish)
Lineage: Eukaryota; Metazoa; Chordata; Actinopteri; Chaetodontiformes; Chaetodontidae
Product: izumo sperm-egg fusion protein 1
Exons: 9
Coding region: 1-1002 (333 amino acids)
Biological process (GO): fusion of sperm to egg plasma membrane involved in single fertilization; sperm-egg recognition; heterotypic cell-cell adhesion
Cellular component (GO): plasma membrane; acrosomal membrane
Molecular function (GO): protein binding involved in heterotypic cell-cell adhesion; signaling receptor binding
Source: RefSeq, a predicted model, not a curated record